CUAGGGAGGGCAGAGUAACAUGGGGUAACCUCCAGUGGCGGUGUCCGGGGUGUCACUUUUUUUUUUUUUUUUUUUUUUGGACGUUCGCGCAUAUGGUUGCAAGAUACAGAAGAAUAAGAAAAUGUCAUAUUUGAAAUGUAUCAAGGGAUGACACAGAGACCUCUGGUUCUGAGCAAGACAGUGAGCCAGAGCUGCCAGGAGAUGUCAUUGAGCCCCUCCCAACUGCAUCAAGCACCAGAUUUGCUGAUCCAAAAGGACCCAGUGACAUCUCUAGAUUCAGAGAAGAAGGUCCUGUACAGCCAUGUUUGAAAACAUUUCCCAGAACUCAGCAUGGUACUAGGAAAAGGACUUUCAACAGCUCCUGGCAUAAGGACAAUUCAUGGCUUGAAUAUUCUGUCUCAUCCUCCUAUUUUACCUGGUCUUCUAUGGCUUCUUGACUGUAAUGUUUACUUUCACUAUGUGGGCAAUGCUUCAGACGCUGAAUGAAAACACACCCAAGUAUCGAGAUCGUGUUGCAUCCCCAGGGUUGGUUAUCAGGCCAAACUCUUUGAAUAUAAUUUUCAACAGGUCAAACCCCGCUGAAUAUGGGCUAUUUGUCCAACAUCUAGAAUCAUUUCUGCAUCAGUAUAACGACUCAGAACAAGCUAAAAAUGACUUGUGCAUGGCGGGUCAGUACUCUGAGCAGGAUGAGGAACUUCAGAAGAAGGUGUGCCAGUUCAGGAGGAGUUUACUCCAUCGUUGCUCUGGUAUGGAGGACUCCACCUUUGGCUAUGCUGCGGGACAUCCAUGUGUUAUUGUCAAGAUGAACAGGGUCAUUGGUCUUAAGCCUACCGGAGAUCCAUACAUCAACUGCACAUCAAAGAGUGAGAAACCUCUCCGGAUGCAGUACUUCCCCCAUGACGGGACUAUCGAUAGGAUGUACUUCCCUUACUAUGGUAAAAAGGCACAUGAGGGCUAUGUUCAGCCUCUGGUUGCUGUAAAGCUGUUGCUUAUGAAGGAAGACUACAACUCUGAGCUGACUGUAGAAUGCAGGUUAGAGGGCUCUAACCUUAAGAACAAUGACGAGCGUGACAAGUUUCUUGGACGUGUCACCUUUCGGGUCCUGGUGACUGAGUAAACCGGUAGCUGGUGCGGACGCGAAAGGGGAACUUGCACUACUUUUCUUCCUGUUGUCCCUGUUCUCCUCUUAAACUCUCCAAUAUACUUCAGGACUUCAUUUAAUCCUCCACAGACAAGGCAUGACUGAUUCAUUAUUUCUUUAAUGUCCCAUUUUAAUAUGUCUUAACAGGAUCUCUGUUUAGUCUCCUACCGAGCACAUUCUCCUCCUGAAGACGUGACUAUAACUGAAAAUGUAAAUGUAUUUUCCCCCAUGCCACUCAUUCCCUAGAUAUUUUGAAUUCUUGAAAAUAAUUGCAUUGUACCCUCAAAGGGAUUUUGUUUACAAUGUGAUUGAUUAGACAGGGGUUAGUCAGUACCUUAAUCCUUGGUUGGUGUUUUUGUGUUUGUUUUGUUUUGCUCUCUGUGAAUAUAUUUAAUGAUCGUAUUGUAAAACUACUGUAAGAUUUAUGUUGAAAAGUGACAUUAUAUGACACAUUUUAGACUUAUGAAAUAUUUCAAGGAAUACAAUUUGUAACAAAUGAUUUUUAUAACCUCUGCAUGGAUCUUGGUUCAUGUAGAUGCCUGAGCCAUUUAACAUCUUGGUAUAAAUGCUAUUUUGACAAAUAAAAACAAAAAAGCUUGUA
Molecule: messenger RNA, 1742 nt
Organism: Myxocyprinus asiaticus (Chinese sucker)
Lineage: Eukaryota; Metazoa; Chordata; Actinopteri; Cypriniformes; Catostomidae
Gene: atp1b3a
Product: ATPase Na+/K+ transporting subunit beta 3a
Exons: 9
Coding region: 443-1117 (224 amino acids)
Biological process (GO): intracellular potassium ion homeostasis; sodium ion export across plasma membrane; potassium ion import across plasma membrane
Cellular component (GO): sodium:potassium-exchanging ATPase complex
Molecular function (GO): ATPase activator activity
Source: RefSeq, a predicted model, not a curated record